CGUUAGGAUCAUGCCCCUGAAGGGCACACUUGGACCUGGUCCCUUCCUCUGCUUUGCUUCUUGGCUGCCAGGGACAAAGCCUCUGAUCUCUGCUGUACCCACUACGGUGUCUACUCUUGCUGCAAGCCUGGGCCAGAGGUCUGCAACAGUGCGCUAGUAUAAACCUUUAUAACAGCAGACUCAUUUUGGAUACUUUUGACACAGGAAUGGAAAGCUAACACCGGCCACCAUGCUAGUUGUGUUAUCACAGCUAUUCCUGUUUACUGUAGCUCUCUGGUCAGGCUGGAGUCCCUGCACGCCAGCUGUCGCCGCAGUAACACCUGCUCCAGGCAGGGCUACUUAUUUCUACACAGGAGCAUACCGUAGCAGAAGUGCUGGGCGUGUGUGGUCAGCUGACUCAGCCCAGUCACUUCCACUGAGCGAGGACUUUGGACUUCAAUUUAACCAAGAACCACAUUAGCUACCAACUCAAUCAAGGCUUCGUGGUUUCUUGUCUUAAAGCAAAAGUUUCAGGAAUUCAUAUCUAAAACUCUCAGACAAUAUGGGUGAAUCUUGCAUUGCGUGGCUAAAUGAACACUAAAUAUAGACCACCAAUAAUGUGCUGGGCUUAUGGGAGAGCACUGUGAGCAGCAGAAAGACCAAGAACAAAGUACAGAGUUGGUAGAAAGUUUUGCUGUCAUUGCUCCCGAAUAGUCUUUCCCAGGCAACUGAGCAGUCAGAGCGCACAUCUUUGGACAAUGACUCAUUCCUCCCAGGAUGCCCGACCUCAUGGCAUCCACGAAGAAGGGAAACUUUAUGUUGUGGAUUCCAUAAAUGACUUAAACAAACUCAAUCUUUGCCAGACAGAAUCGCAGCAUCUAUUCCCUUUAGAGGAGAAAAUCCCAAACGCUGGUACAAACCCAGGAAAUGGAAGCCGAGGUCUGUUUUUUGUGGGGCUGCUCCUGGUGUUGACAGUCAGCCUAGCUAUGGUCUUCUUUGCCAUCUUCCUAAUAAUUCAGACAGGAAACCAGAUGGACGACGUGUCAAGAAGACUGACGGCUGAGGGAAAGGACAUAGAUGAUCUUAAGAAAAUCAACAGCAUGAUCGUCAAGCGGCUCAACCAACUGGACUCGGGACGGAACUGAAGGGUUUUUCCCCAGGGGAAGCCACGGAUACCUGGAGCGUCUCACUUGCCUGAAAGUACGUAGGCUCAGGACUGAGAAAGUGGACUUCUUCAGGCAGCAGAUCUGAUCUGUUAUACCGGCUGGUUCCAGGACGGGAAUCACUCCAACGCACUGAACCUGAUUCAGGCUAAUUUCCUGCUAACCGGUUGCUUCAGCUUUGGUGCGGUUAGGGUGGUGGGGGCUAGCAUGGAGAAGAAUCAACAGCAAGAGAACUCGGCUCUCUGCGUGCCGCUACUCACAGAAAACGAGCCUGGCUUAGAAGACUUCCAGUGUUCUACUGAGGUCUGCGAUGCCCCCCAGAACCCGUGCAGACUCCUGCACCAGCCCAAGGAAUCCACGGAACUGUCUGUGUUGGAGGCGGGCCAGGGGCUCACUCUUUGCACACGUUCUUCUAUUGGGAUGACUCACUCGGGCGACAGCUUUUGAGCGCCCGCUGUGUGCUCAUUGCUGAGAAAGCCUGGGUAGAGGUGUGUGUGGUGAAGCUGAGGACAGAGGGAAAGCCUACUGUAGUCUACCACCAUUUCCUGAGCCCCUGCUAUGUGGGAACCAGCCGACUCCAGAGACACUCCCACGCACACGCGGAUAAAGGCAAUUAUGUUGACUUGUGUCUAAUUUAUAAGCCCUGAUAGCUUUGCCAUGAAAAACAAACAAACAAAAAAACCCUUGGUUUUUUUCUCCUUCGGGAGAAACUGGCUUAGAUUUGCGGUCUUUGCUAAAGUAGAGAAGAAACAUGUGUAUUUGGAAGCUUUCUUGUUUUAGCACACAAGAAUAGGGUAUGCUGUAUAUGGCAAAACGGGGCAAAAUAAGUGAGUUUAAAGCAUGAGUUUUCAUUUAAUUGGAAUAUACUGUGAGUCAGUUGAAGAAUUAUCUUGAUUUUUUUUGUCAUUUUGGUUUAUUCAAAACAUUUGAGUAAACCUGAAAAUGAAACAGGUGCAAAAACACAUCUUGAAUAAUAAUAGAUGAUGGGAUAAACAUGAACAAUUUUACUUCUACUAGUUAUUUAUUAAUUUUGCACUAAAAUAUUUAUAUUGCAUACUUUUUCUUAAAAUUGAUCAAUAUCAUGCAGAUCAUUAAAAAAUACAAAAUUUUGAGCCCGGCAGUGGUGGUGCACACCUUUAAUCCUAGCACUUGGGAGGCAGAGGCAGGCAGAUCUCCGUGAUUUCAAGGCCAGCCUAGACAGUCAGCCUGGCCGGCUCCAGGACAGUCAGGGAUACACAGAGAAACCCUGUCUCGAAAACGCCCCAUUUAUUGUGUUUACUGGAAAAUUCUGUUAUGGCAAAAGCUUCUUGUCGUAAGGAUUUAUUUUAAACUCUGGAGCAGUUUGAGGAUGCUGCCCCUUUGGUCUGAGAUGAGGUAGAGGUGGGAGCUAGUGGCCAGCGGCUUUGCUUCUCUGAUCUUCAGCUUGAACCCCAAUCUCUGUCUCUGGGACUUUUAUUAAAUUGUGGAACUGGCAGCAAUAGGAACAUGGGAAUGGCAAUCUGACUUACCAAUUCAAAUCCUGGCGUCACUGCUGACUGUGACUUUGGGAGAAUAACUGGUAAAACUGGAUGCCUAUACAUUCAUUUCAUGGUACUAGUGUGAGACCUUAGAAGGUGACAAAAGUGAAGGCAUUGGAAGUGUUUUGAAACAGAGUGAGUACUCAGCAAAUUCCAGCUAGUGUUGCGGCUAUUAUCGUUAAAGUAAUGGAAUGCACUAUGGAAAUAAACUGAUGUGGGUAAACAUU
Mesocricetus auratus (golden hamster) is the source of this 2886-nucleotide messenger RNA. It is a transcript of the gene Lsmem1, whose product is annotated as leucine rich single-pass membrane protein 1. The transcript has 4 exons. The record is from RefSeq and is a predicted model, not a curated record. Lineage: Eukaryota; Metazoa; Chordata; Mammalia; Rodentia; Cricetidae. The coding region runs from base 738 to 1124 and encodes 128 amino acids.